Messenger RNA from Pestalotiopsis fici W106-1, 1449 nucleotides. RefSeq lists its product as uncharacterized. The record is from RefSeq and is a predicted model, not a curated record. Lineage: Eukaryota; Fungi; Ascomycota; Sordariomycetes; Amphisphaeriales; Sporocadaceae. The transcript has 3 exons. The coding region runs from base 1 to 1449 and encodes 482 amino acids.
AUGUACGCCGCCAACUAUGGCUUUCCCAAUGGCGCCCCACCCUCGCAGAACCCUCAAAUGCAAGGCCAAGGUCCGAAUCCCAAUCAGCCGCCUCAGCAGCAGCAGCAGCAACAGCAACAGCAACAACAACAGCAGCAGCCGCCGCCGCCGCAGCAGCAGCAGAUGAUGUACAACCACCAGCAGUUCCCCAUGGGCGCCCCCGGCGGCGCCUUUCCAGGCGGCCCCAAUGCCAAUAUGAUGUCCGGUGCUGGCCCUGCAGGUGGAAUGAUGCAGAGCGCCGGCAUGCCGCACAUGGCUGCCGCCAAUGGCCAAAUGCCCAACUACCCGACAGGAUAUCCGAACAAUCCUUAUGGAGCUGGUGUACCGACAUCUGUCGCACCUCAGAUGAAUAUGCCACCGAAUUACGCCAUGGGCGGCGGUAUGCCCAUGGGUGGAUUCCAAAUGCAUCCUGGGCAGAUGACUCCUCAGCAGCAACAACAAAUGAUGCAGCGGAUGCAGCAUCCGCAACAGAGCCCGGGAGGCAUGCCCUCGAAUACUCCCCAACGCCAGUUCCCCGGCCAAGGCCAGACGCCUGUUCCUCAGAGCACACCCACGCCCAACAAUUCCCUUCCGUCGCAACAGCCUCAGUUCUCGACGCCUCAAGCGACUCAUCCUUCCCACCAGAGUCAGACGCCGAAUAGUGCGCUCCAACAACCUCAACAACCACUGGGUAGCAAUAUCCAAACGCCACAAACGCCAACCUUUCCCUCCAAUGUGCAAGGCGCCGCUUCUAAUGGUAACUCGAACACUGGCCCGCUUAGUCCAGGAGCGGAGCAGCGGGAGAAGGAUAGGAUCGCAGUGAUUCUUGAGAUCAAUAGUGAGCUGCUAUGGGAAGCAUCGCAGGUGCAAAACACAAUGCUCGCGAUAAAAAACGAAAAACCGCCUGCAGCGAAUGGAACCCCCAACGACACUGAGAAGACCGAGGAGGAAAAGUUACUGAUGCAAGACUUCACACACUGCAUGCGCCGGCUACAAGGAAAUCUUGCUUAUUUGGCACAUUUGGCGGAUAACAAAAAGGCUGCCUCAGGACAAGCAGCAGCACAUCCGUCCUACAUGAAGCCGCCGCCGCUGAGUAUAAAAGUGAGGAUAAGAGCGAUGCCGCCGCCAGACGGUUCAGAGGGGAAGACCGUAGAGCCAGCCAACAGAGACGAUACGAUCAAAUACUUCAACGAACUGUAUACAAAGCUGCAACACCUCUACCCAGGAGUAGACUACAACAAAGAACCGGCACUCCCACCGCCAGGCGCACGGCCCGGACCCCAGGGGCCAAAUGCGCACAAGGCAAUGUCGUCGCAGUCAAAUAUCCAGAUGGCAAGUCCUGUGCCUGGGAAACAGCCGACACCAAAGUUGGCCACAUCAGGCCCACCGCAGAUGCCCUUCGGCCAGCCCAUGAACGGCCCUCCGGCUUGA